Molecule: messenger RNA, 24218 nt
Organism: Paramuricea clavata
Lineage: Eukaryota; Metazoa; Cnidaria; Anthozoa; Malacalcyonacea; Plexauridae
Source: the annotation of a GenBank genome assembly
UUAAUCUCCGUCACAUUAAAUCUAAGGAAUGAUAUGUUGCUGAAUGCCAAAGUGAUGUGUUAAUUUUUUUAGAGUGACAGCCUCAGACGGAAGCGCCACCACACCUGCAGACUAUGUACUACUUGAUUCCACCGUACAGUUAACAUCGAGUGUUUCAAGACAUGAAAUCAGAGUUAGACUUACUAAUGAUAUAAAUCUGGAACACAAUGAAACAUUUACUCUGAAUCUAAAUAAUAGAGGAGAUACUCGUGUUCGUGUAUUAGGAGUUGGACAAACUACCAUUUUGAUCGUCGAUGAUGAUGGUAAGUGAUAUUUCUAAUCUCGAACGGUCGGUCCAGUGUAGGUAGUGACGACAACAAACAGCUGAUAUGAGAGAUAUAACUACUUGGAGCGAAGGUCCUUCGUCGCGAAGUUAUAUUAUUAGUAUAUCAUGAUCGGGAAAACUAUACAUGCCGCUUUAGUGAAUAUAUUUUUCGCUAUAGAUCAUGAAAGCGAUGUUUCUCCACAUCACACAGAAACAAUAUGAAGGGGAUAUCAAAACCAAGGGUAUCCACCUCAAAACCCGGGGUAUCCACCUCAAACCCAGGUUAUCCGCCUCAAUUAUUGAUUAGUAUAAUAUACCUUCUGACUAACUAUGUACACUUGUUUGUUAAUUUAAUGUAGACUGACGUAUAUAUAUAUAUCGCAACUUUCUUUGGAUUUUUUGGUUCAAGGAGUUGAAUCAACUCCAAAAGUGUUAUUCUGUCACAAAAAACAAAACAAAACAAAAAACGUUCAGAAAGGGUGAAAGAAUAACUUUCGACUCCUUGAAAUUUACAGUGUUGAUUGAUGAUUUGAAAUGUUGACAAAUGUCAGUUUUGAAACCAUGCGUAUAUUUACCAUUAUAAUCUCCAGAUCACUAAUUCAGCUGCAUGACCGAAAAUUAACACCACUUCUUUCUCAAUGAAUUUUGCACGUUCAAUCUGUAUGUUCGUCUACGAAAUCCUGUCUAGUAUAUAAAUUAUGACAUGUUUGUCUUUUUUACCUUAACCAGCCUCGUUCCCAGGCAGUCGAGAAGCCCUUUCUACUUGCUCCCCUUUCUACUUGCUCCCCUUUUUUUAACAGCUUUUUGUUUGCGACAUAGUUCUAUUUCCAGUCCUUAUCCGCAUUAUCCGUUAAUUUAUCCGUCUCCAUUUGUAUAAUAAAUUAUAAUAGGAAUUUAAGACAGUUUUUCGGCUAGAUAGAUUUGCGGAAAACUUUGGACCGGAAAGUCGUCGGUUAUCGGGUUCAUGUGAACCGAGUUUACCGCCUAAUAUAAAUUCGGCUACUUUCUAACUGCUACUAUAAACCUCUACCAUUACGGCAGAAUAACUGGCACGCAAUCCUUCGUUUUCAAUAAUUGUUGAAAGUGUAUUUUGCCUCCUUUUCAGCUGCUACAAUACAGUUUGUACAAGACCUUUACUCCGUUAAUGAGAGUGAUAAUUCUGUACUUGUUUCGUUAAGUAUCGUUGGAGUACUUGAGGAUCCUGCAGUUGUUAGGUAAAAGCAAAAUAAUAUUCUAAUAUCUUUGUUGAUUUUUUUUAUAUUUGCACUUCAUUUGGGGCUAUCUAUAUAAUCAAUUUGUGUCAUCCUCCGUAUACGUCCUGCCUCUCCAAGAGUAUUCUUAAUUCCAUCUCUCCAUUAUCUUUUCUUCAAACAGUUUUCUUUCAUGAUUUCUUACUGCAACUGGCAAUCAUCCAUUCUAAUCAAAUAUCCAAGCCUUUCACUAUGCUGCAUGUCUACGCAACUCUUUUUCUGGCUUUCCUGUACAGUAUACUUCGUAACAUUUUCGUAUAGGUCUACAUAUAUGUUACAACGUUUCCACAAUAACGAAGUAAAAAUUAAAGAAACGAUUAUGGUGGUAUCAACUCUGGUUCCAGAUUUCCCAUGAAGCAUAUACAGUAUAUAAUUGUGCUUUCAAUUACCACAAUGUAUGGUUGUGUUAGGAAUUUAAAAACAACGAAUAAUAUUUCAAAAUUAUUCAAUUUUUGUUCCUGAUUGACCAAGUAGCCUAUACCCGGCUAAUUCUCAACAUCCGGCAGAUGUCACAAGUUCACAAUGGCUUGUGGUCUCUUAAAACGGAACUGCCCAAAUUAUUGUAAGAAAAAGGCAGCAGUACCAAUAAUUUAGAACGGUGUUUUUAUAAAACCAUCUUCAACGUUACGAAUAUUGUCAUUCUUGGCUUUUUUGUGUGUUCGAUAACAUUGACCUUGGUUUGAAUGAUUCUUGAUAUCAUCUCGAACGAUCUGUGCCGGCGUAGGUAGUAACAAAAACACCAGAGAAAUGCAGAUGGAUUCAACUAUAGUUAAACAAUUUAAUUUGUAUUUUUCAGGUAGUUGAAUCCAUAUCCAUCUGCAAUUUUCUUGAUAUCAUGCUCAUCCUCUUGCAAUAGUUACUUCUUGUCAUAACAUUUCACAACAUAUAAACAUUACGUAAAAUAUCGUAUUAAAACUUGACCAUGAUGGAAUCAACUUUCGCAUGAACUAAUGAAGUGGAUUUUUGUGGAUAUUAAAAUAACAAUAAUAAUUAUUUUUAGAGUGUCAAGUAGGGAUAAUUCAGCCUUCGCUGGGAUAGACUACGACAGAGUUACUAAUCAUGAGGUGACAUUUGUCAAUGGUGGCGCAACUAUCCAAUCCUUCACUGUUAAUAUUACUGAUGAUAGCCUUCUUGAAGGAACAGAAUCAUUUUUCUUGGACGUUUCAUCUUCUGUUAGCAACAUAAGAAUUGGUGAUAGAACAUCUACAACGAUACGAAUAAUUGAUGACGACAGUAAGUUAUCGAUUGUUCCUACACUACAGUAGUUAAUUCUGUCGUCAAAAUUGUUUCCUUUUAAAAGUCUUUUUGAAGUUUUUUGAAAUUCUCCUAAAAUGUGGAGUAAUUUCAGACAAUUAGACAAUUUAUUAUUAUGCUCCUUAAAAAAUCGUUACGUAUUUUGUAAAUAAAUUAAUGUAAAUUAAUACAAAUUGAGUAACUCUAUAAUUCGUAAAAACUUAUAAUUCGUAAAAACGUCUGGGGGCCAAAUAACUAGUGCACAAAUAUUACCAGGGAAACAAAUAUUACAUUAAUUUAUAUAAAAAUGGCAAAAAAUAUGGACAGACAUGUUGAUAUGCUACUGGUGACAUGUUAAUAUGCUACUGGUGACAUGUUAAUAUGCUACUGGUGACAUGUUAAUAUGCUACUGGUGACAUGUUGAUAUGCUACUGGUGACAUGUUAAUAUGCUACUGGUGACAUGUUAAUUUGCUACUGGUGACUUUGGGAAAGUCAAACAGUGUGUGAUUCUGAUUUGGUCAAAACACCAAUUUGGCACACUUUUUUUGGGCGGUAAUAAAUAUAAUGCAAGGAAAAUCGGCUUUCUAUACGAAAAAAUUAGUUAUUGCUAUUUUUUAGUGUGUUUUGGUUCACGAAAUAGUAAAGAGUGCUCGGUAUCACAUAUAGAUAGAGCAGAUAGUGUAGUUUUUACCUCAAAAGGUUGCCACUGCAGACUGUUGCAUCCGAUAGGAAUCAUCAGGUGAUAGUGGCAACCUUGAGGUAAAAUCUACAUGUUUACUUAUUGCAUGUUAUUUCUAUAUUUCUAGUUCAAAAAUAUGUUGUUUAUAAAUUAUUCCAUAUGACGUUUUGCAGUUUUUUUAUGCAGAUACUAUAGUGUAGAUAAAAACGAGAUCAUGGCAAACAAAACUCAUCUUAACCAUUUUUUAUACAAUUUCAAUACAAUUUCUAAUGUAGGCGUCAGUGUGGAAUUUGUAAAAACGGCAGAUAGUAUACAAGAAUCCAAUGCUGUCCUGCGAGUUGACGUUGAAAUUCUCGGUCAACGUAGUGUUCCUGUUGUUGUUAGGUAAGUAUAUCUUGUGUUGUUUUGAUUCCUUAAUUCUUAUUUUAUCCGUACAUUUUCAUUAUUGACCAGGAACUCGUGUGAUUCGGAGAAAUGUUACCCAGAAGUGCGAGCGUUAUGUUGCGAAACUCCCUUGGAUCUUGGAUAUAAAAGUAGUGAAAACCUAUCAAAUUUCACAUCCAUUUCAGCUUUCGUAGCGCCUUAUGUUGCACACUUCACUGCAUCUCUGUGUUUUACUUGAGCUGAUCUUAUGCUUUAACGUAUUUGUCAAUGCAAAAUAUUAAAUAUGCUUUAAUAUAUCUGUCAAUUAUAUUAUAUAUUUAUUAUAAAAAUAAACUAACACUGCGGUGAAAGAUCUUCAUCUUGAAAGGAUUGUGCCCAGUGUAGGUAUAGUGAACUUCCUGACGAGGGGCCUUCGCUCGAAACGUCGAAGUUCUCCUUAUAUUUUUCAAGUAUGUAGUUGUACCCAUAGAGAUUAUAAAUAACACUAGAGGAGGCACCGAGGUUAAAAUUUGGGAACGCAGCUAAUAGGGAGCAAAUUUAGGUCCCGGAUACAAAAUUAUGCUCUCAUUGGCUAAAUUCAAAGUCCUCACCAAUGGGAACACGAGUACACAUCCGAGACUUGAAUUCCCCCCCCCCCCCCCGAUGCCUACUCUAGUGUUAUUUAUGAUCUCUAUGGUUGUACCCCUAUCAAUCCGAAGCUUUCUUGUUAAUUGUUAUGUUUUAUUAUUGUUUGUGUAACUGAAAACAAGGUGUGACCCUACACCCUCGGAUUAAUGUGUGCAGGAAUUUAAAUUGACUUUUAAUCUAGUUAAUUUACAACUGAACUUUUUUUCACUUCCACAGAGUCGUGUCAAACAACUUACUUGCUACUGCUGGUGACGACUACAAUGCAGUUGAUGCAACAGUCACUUUCCAGCCAAGUGAAACACAAAAGUCGUUAUCUGUAAUCAUACGUGAAGACACAAGGGUCGAAGCUGACGAGACGUUUGUGUUAAUUCUUUCCACUGAUACUGAUGGAGUUACUCUAGGUGACAGGGCAAUGACAAUUACUAUCACAGAUGAUGAUGGUAAGUAUGAUCUAAAUCUACCAAGAUUAGAAACCUCUAUUCAACCAUUGCAAGUAGCGUGAUAGUACACAAUCCACGUACGCAGUUUUAAUUCCCGCCAUUUGGGGCUGCAAAUAUUUAAAACUAAAUAAGUCUAUUACUAAGUUUAUAAAACUAAAGAGUCAAUUUCGCAGGUUUACUUGGGUAGAGAUCACCCUAGACCUAGGACCUUUACUCAGCUACUUUCACAGUUUCAUCAAUUUUUGCAUGGGUCCCAGUCUUCUCAUGUGAAAAAGCGCUGAAAUUAAUUAAAAAUAGAAUUCCUAGGUCUAGGCUAGGAAGAAGUGCUGUUUAUCGCUUGUAUUUCAACAUGCUUAAUAUGAUAUCAGAAAGGAAAUCUUCUGGUGAAUCCAAACAAUGGGUUUCCUGCUGUGACGGCUGUCUCUUAGCGUGACCCUGGCGUGACGUAAAAUUUCCGCGUGUAGCCGUUUUCACAUUAGAAGACGGACAAGUCGUCUAGAUGAACAAAUCGUCUUAAAUCGUUGGACAAAUCAUCAGAUGUGAAAACGUGUCGGACAAAAUUUUAGACGAACAAGUCGUCUGAAUUUGUUCGACUACUUGUCCGUCAGGGGCGAUUUGUUCGUCUAGACGACUUGUCUUCAGAACUUUUGAGCAGGAAAAUUACUCAAAUCUCUCACUUUUUAGUGCAAAGUUGACGAAGUCAAGUUUGUACUAUUGUUAUGAUGGGGUACAAGCAUUACGUCAUUACGCGAGUCAACAAUAGAUGCAAAGAACUAUACUGUAAACAAUCCGGGGGUGCACUUGCAAAUUAUGUUCAGUGGAUUUGCAACGUUAAUCCUUAUUCUAUGACGUUAGCACUUAGCAUUCAAUUUUACAUUACACGUACGUUAGCAUUCAAUUUUACAUUCAUUACAUUUUACAUUAAAUUCAAUUUUACAUUUUUAUUCACAGCGACAGAUGUUCUUAUGACUUGCAUGGCCGCUCUUACCUUUAAUCAUUUUUUUAAGUACGAUCGCCCAAUUUUUAAGUACAGUCUGCCCGACUUUUAAGGACAAAAUUCCCAAACAAGGCAUGCCAUGAAUGGCAGAAUUUCAUAGAAGCGAUUUUUGGAUGCGAUUUUUAGAAACGAUUUUAGAACGUCAUUCAUAUAAUUGAAUUUUAAUUGACAAUUUUUUACCGUUUUUAUUUUACGUUUCUCACCCGCCGAUGCAUUUAAAAUGGUAUGGCUAUCUGUAGGUUUUGAACGCUAAAUAGGCGACAUAGAAAGAAUUGCCUGAUUGAUGUUUUCUUGUUGCAGUUGCUACGGUCCGCUUGGAGCAGAGCACUUACACGGUCAAUGAGAGUGUAUCAUCAUUCACAAUUGGUGUUAUACUGGGCGGGGAUCGUUCAAUUGCUAUCGACGCUAAGUAAGUUCUUAAAUAAAAUUGGUAAUUAAAUGAAAACUAAAUUACCUCGGGUAAUUACUGACAUGAUUAAAAUAUUCAGGUAGCCAGUUUGUGAACUGGGGCCGGUUGUACGAAGGCCAGAUAGCGCUAUCCACCGGAUAGUGAUUUUUCAAGCUUUGUAAAAUCAGUCGUUGAUUGGUAUAACUCGUAUUAAAGUUUAGUAUUUAUAAGUUAAAUGUUUUUUAUACUUCUUGUGUCGUCUAUAUCUGUAGUUUCACAGUUUUUUCAAGCAUUUUACAAAGGUUGAAAAAAUCACCGUCCGGUGGAUAGCGCUAUCCAGCCUUCGUACAACCGGUCCCUGAUGUUUAGUAAAUGUAUCUUUUAGUGUAGUCAGUCAAUUAACGUUCAUAUAUUUCUUUUUAGUGUGGCACUUACUCCAGACACUGCAGUCGUGGGAGAUUACCUCGUGGGUAAUGGUGAUGUAACAUUCAAUCCAGGAGAGACACAGAAGCAAAUUACUGUUUUUAUUAGUAAUGAUAAUAUAGUAGAACCUUUGGAACACUUCAGGGCAACACUCACUGCUGGCUCGAAAGCAAUUGUUGUUACACCUAGUCAAGCCCAAAUUUUCAUCCAAGAUGACGACGGUACGUUUUGUCAUGCGUAUUAGCUUAAUAGAACUUACCUUUUAUUGCACUCUUACCUUGUUGGCCUCGUUUUCAUGUCUGCCUGUUGUAAGCAUGGCAGGUGCAUGCGCAUGAAAACGAUACCAUUGCCAUUCAAAUAAAUAAAUAAACGGUAAGAAGGGGUAAAUCAACGGUAAGAUCUGAACAAGUAAGAGUCAAUUACCAAGCUGUUUUGUUCGGUCCACAUGUUUUUUUGGUAGCAUUAUUGAUCAUUGAUAUGUAGAGAACGUCAUGACGUAAUAUGUAGUACAAGCGAUGUUGAUUGCAAGUCACUGUUCUAGUUUGUCGGUGCAUUACUUAAUGUGUAUUUGUACUUUUGUAGUUGCUCAAAUUCGAUUUCAAAGUACUCCACAUUCUGUCAAUGAAGCGGAUAGAAUUGUUAAUUUGACUGUGGUUUUAUUAACCAGCCAGCCACUGGGACGAGCUGCCACUUUCAGGUAACGUUAAAGCUACGACCGUCAUUUUUCUUCGGUCAGUGUGUAACGUAUUAGCAGUAAGUCUUGCCAGUCUCCAUGUUGUAUUCCCUCCCCCAGCAGUAAACUAUCCAUCCCAAGGGGAGGUUUUUUGUCGCAAAUAUUUUGAAAAUAAAAAAAGGAAUAAAAUAUAGUUUAGAAGAUUUGCCAUAACUAAGCAAGUACCUUGGUUCUUGCUAUAUUCUGAAUUUAAGUCUAUCUAUGGUUGGGAUGUGUAAAAUAUUCUGCCCGAAGAUGCAACAAUAUCAAAAUAUUUUGUGGGGAGGAUCCUCCUCCCCCCCCCCCCCGUACUAAUUCGCACGACGCCCUGUCUUUAAGGUCGAGGCUUGCAAUCCAUUUCAGCGACAAGUUCAUCAGAUGUGAGAAGUGUUCAUGUUGUGAAGAUGCACGAUGUCUAUCGAAUAAGUGAGCAAUGUGAUUCCUUCUUUUUUAGUUUCUCUACCCAAGAUGGAACAGCAGUGUCUACAAACAAUGUAGAUUACGACAGAGUUGCUGGUUCCCUUGCAAUAUUCAAUGCAGGUGACACCGAUGGUGCAACAAAACAGAUUUCAGUCUCAAUUAUUGAUGAUUCAAGAACAGAAGCGACAGAAUCGUUUACAGUCACACUCUCGGCUGUUAAUGGCGGUGGUCUCGUGCCAACAACCUCAUCCACUGCAACUGUUAACAUUGUUGAUAAUGAUAGUAUGUACUUACUCUUUCUCUGUACAUGUACUGAUACACCUAGAAUCUUAUAAUGAAAAUACGAGCCCAGCAUAAUAUUUAAAAUGGAGCCAUACACACAUUGUCAUAUAUUUAUAUAUAAAAGUCAGGGUUAUUUAUCACUACACUCACUUGAACCCCGCACUGAAAAGUUUAAAUUCGGGGCUGGAAGAAGAAUAUUUGUCCGAGGAAAAUGUAAUUAUUCCUACCACUAAAAUUCAUAUUCCUACCUUAAAAAUUCCUAAAAUCUUUCUAGACGGGGGGGGAUUUAUUCAUAAAAAGUUUAGUUAAAUUCGGGGGUGGAAGAAGAAUUCUCCGAGGAAAAUGUAAUUAUUUCUACCACUAAAAUUCAUAUAGCCACCUUAAUAAUUACUAAAAUAAGUUCUUUGUAUGUUUGCAUGGCGAUAAAAUAUAAUAGUUUUUUUUAAUAAAAUAUAAUUUACGUGGUGUUUCCACAAACAAAACUAUUAUAAUUACUAAAAUAUUUCUAAACGGGGGGGGAUUUAUUCUUAUUCCUACUCUUAUUCCUACCCUACCAUCUUUCUUAUUCCCCCUACUUCAAAACCCAGUAUUCAAUAUUCAUCUUCCAGCCCCAAUUAAAUGAAGUGAAAGACAAGUUUAGUACUGUUUGAUAAUUUACUUAAUAUUUUAAUAACACUAGCAUUUAAUAUUAAAUCAUAUAUAUGGCCGUUGCCUAGAAGUACUAGCUUCUGUUCAUAGUCUACCGUUGCUUAAGGUGAUUCGUCAGUAAUUGUUCUGGAAAUGAGAAUUUGCUGAAACUUCCCAGGGGUGAAGUUUAUAAUAGAGGGGGGGGUGGGGCAAAGGUAUUUUCGUGACUCGUGAUUAGCAAUUAUUCGUGCUUCGUGAUUCGUGAUUUAAAGAAAUACCAUUCCGUGAAUCGUGAUUAAUAUGCGUGCCGUGAAUCGUGAAGAGCUAAAAGGCUAGCUAGGGUCUUGAAUUUACCAGUAUUUUACCCUAACUUGUGAAUGUUUACGUUUAAAACUCGGCCCAAAUUUAAUAUUAUGGGGAAAAAAUGAAUAAAUUUGCUUCCCGCGGUUGUCGUUCUUGAGGUUUCUUCGUUUCAUCGGUAAACAUCGUUAUCGUAUACCUUCGUACCUCUUUGUAAACUUCGUCAACCAUCGUACGACGCUCGUAAUAUUUCGUAAUGCCUCGCAAUGAUUUCCAUAGUCCUUUAAACGGCCCUAAUGUUAAAGUCAGUAUGUGUUAAAUGGUUUCAAACUUUGUUACGCUUCUGUGUUUCUAACUCGUGAAAAUGAAAUUUUGUUUUUCGUGACUCGUGAAAUCGAAAAAUUAUCUUCGUGAUUUCGUGACGAGACCCCCCCUUGCCCCCUCAUAAUAUGCUCAUAGUACAUAAAAACAGAAAAACGUUGGGGUCACCGAACUCAUUUCGAAGAUAUAACAAGUGCAUUAUGCCACCUUUUCCCCGCCCAUAUGGCGCCGUGUUGACCCUUUUACGAAUUACAAGAACAACGCAAUUGCUCAACCGUUACUGAAUUUUUGUAACAAGGAUCCUACUAAAAAUGUCUCUAGUGAUUAUAUACAAGAAAACAUUGUAUUUUCGCUAAUCAAAAACCGUUGACGCGCAUUGUUGUGGUGCAGAGAUGUCUUUUCCCAUCUUCUCAGACAUGUCAGACAUGAUUUUUCUCUUAUUUUCUGACAUGGCAUGUAAAACGUAUAGACGAACAAAAAUAUAAAAUAAAAAGUAGGGUCACGGACCUUCUUAAAGAGAUACAAAGGUUAAACAUGCAACAUGAUGUGGUUUAGUGUCAGUUGCACAGAGAGCCGUAGUCAGAGUUCUGUCAUUUUUGAAGGUAUAUUUCCUGAAACACGCCUAUUCAAUGCAGAAUUUCUUUCUCUUCGCCCUUACUCUUUCUUUAUCACUUCACAUUGCAGUACGACUACAUACAUUAGCUAGAAUUUGUUACUAGAUAUGCGCAGUAAAAGUGCGCAAUACAAAACUGAUGAAUCACCUUAAUAGUAUUUUUAUUUAUUUAGAUGCUAUCAUAAGAUUUUCACCUGACUCAUAUACCGUUCUGGAGAGUCAAGGGAGCGUUUCUCUAUCUGUCGUACGGAUUGGAGUAAUUGAAAGACCAGUAUCAGUAUUGUAAGUUUUCAUAAGCUUUAUGACAUCGCUUCUUUUUAAUUUCUGCUCACUAUAGGACUGUUCUGGUCACUGGAAUAUAAUUAAUAAUAAUUUGAAUUAAAGACAAUUGCAACAUAUUCAUUUUCAAUUGGAAAUACUAAAUUCCUAAUUAUACAGUAAUACAUCAAAUCAAAUCAAAUUCAUGACUUAAGCAUUAAAGUUCGCGUCACCACUAAUUCUAUAAGUUAUACAUUUUAGUGUUAUGUUUUAUUAUUUUUAGUGUGACCCUACAAGCUGGAACAGCAACACUCACUGAUUUUACGAAUGUUAGCGCAACGGUGACGUUCAAUGUUGUUGAUUCAUCAGUCAAGUCUGUUCCUAUUUCAAUUACGAAUGAUAUUAUAAUAGAAGAGACAGAAUCGUUUACCGCCAGUCUUACUGCUGUCACCGGUGCGGUUGUUCCUAAUGAUGGAGAUACAGCUACGAUCACCAUAAUAGAUGACGAUGGUGGGUAAAAUUUCUUGAGAACAAGUCGAACUCGAAUUCUUACUAGUUAAUGUUUUUAAUAUGUCUUUAAAUUUGCAGUCAUGCUUGCUUCGUCUUAGUUCGGCUUCGAGUUUUGUUACGUUUUUUGAAUCAAAUGAUAAAUUACAUGUAUUGCGAGAUGUAUGAAUUGAAAGUAAUUCUCCGGACAAGAUAGAAAAUGUUGUUGCUGAAGAUUGUUUCCCAGGUAUUUUUUACCAAAUGUUGGCAACCCAGCACCAAAAGUCUCACGGUGUUGCAAAAUAUUUUUUUGUUCCUGGAAAACAAAUCUUGUUUCCGCAGCAGUGUUUCCUAGAUUCAGCCUAGGUCUUAGAUAGUAACUGCCCCGUUUCUGUCGAACUUUAAUACCAACUGAAGUCGCCCUAAUCGAGUGCUUCUAUUUUUUCUAUUCGUUUGUAUAUCAGUUUGUGAGCAAGUUACUAUAUCUUGCUAUCAUGAGACAUGUUUUCGCUCGCUACUUUGGUUUAAAUAAAGGCAUGCACAAGUUGUUAAUCACAUGGUUAUUCACUGGAUAAUUUUCGUGCAUUCUAGUUCUAACAAUUGUCAUGGAAGCGGUUCCCUCAAUGGUAGAUGAAGAUGAUGGCGUUGUUACAGUUAUUGUAAGAGCAGUCGGAGGUCUACAGAGAACGAUCAGUCUGAAGUAAGUAUACAUAUGAUUAUUGAAUAUAUAAAAUCAUGACUGUGGGAUCCAGCGUUGGCCGCGGCAAUGAUUACAAAACAUUGUGGACGAUUUCUCCACUGCCACUGAAUCUUUUUACAGUUUAGAUUGAAUAGUUGUCGAAAAAUCUUCUACACACUUUUGAAUACCUUGGAUUAACAAUUUUUAAACUGAUUCUUUCAGCGUGUUCACAUUUGAUCUAACUGCAUCUAAUGGUGAUUACGUUUCCAAGACCGAAGUUAUUACAUUGGAUAGCGCAAAUACUGCAAGAAAUUUUGUUGUUACUAUACUUAACGAUAAUACCGUGGAGAAUACAGAAACAUUUGGUGUUAAUAUUACAACUGACGAAUCACAAGUUCGCAUCCAAGAUGAAACAGUAGUCAUUACUAUUCUGGACGAAGACAGUAAGUUUGAUGAACCGCAAUGCGACAUAGCACUGCACAUAGUUACAGUACAGUACAGUACAGUACAGUACAGUACAGUACAGUACAGUACAAGAACAUAAGGAACCUACGCUGUACUACUUUUUGUAUGUCUAUUGUCAGGGUUAAGUUUUUGGUUGAGAGACACAUAAACGUUAGAUGCAUGCUGGGUUGCAUUGGUUUGGGCAGGUGUACUUACCCAAUAUCAUAGUAUAGUACAUGUCAACACAGUACUGCACGCCUGCACGAGUUUAUCCAUGUAAUGCCAUGCAAUGUUGUGUUUAUAUACUACACUAUAUGUAGUGCUAUCUGCUCAUGCUUACUCAGUGUAUGUAAAGUAGUUUUUAAACAAUUCAAUUGUUGCCCUAAAGAAGCGCAUGUUGUAUUGAUUCGAUUCUCUCGUGUUCAUAGAGUUGACAUUGUCCAUUUCUCAAGCAUCAUACACUGCUCAGGAGAACGCAGGUGUCACUACAGUCGGUGUGACUAUUACAGGAACAACAGCUGUAAUUGUUAGUGGAAGGUACGUUAUACUCUGCUUCAUUAUAUUUACAUGUGUUUAUGUGAUCCCACCACUAUCCCCCCGAACGAGUGUUUCUCCGGACACUUUCCGUUAGCAUAUUGAAUUUUCAUCGUCUUUGUCACACUCGCAGCCUAUAUAGCCUGCAGUCAUUCACUUUAGUUCUCCGUAGUCUUCAACAUAGUAUGCGCGCUAUUCUUCAAAAUUAAUAAAUGUUUAUUGAGCAGAAUUUUAUAAAAAGAUUUUGAGAAUUGAAAAGUCCGGAGCAUUUUCUUGUUUUACUAUACGAGACUUUCCAAAAUCCCAUUGUCAAUUUGGCGACGGCUACGAGCAUAGAGUAUCCCCAAAACGAAUCUCGUAGUCGUAGUCAAAUCAGUUUUUUAUUCUCUCUCGGAGGAAAGCGGGAUGUCGGGAGAAUGCCCACAAGCGAGAAUAGAAUCCACGAGUUGAGAGGUGUAGUUUUGUGGAGAAAUUUUAUUAUCUAUAUUAUCUACGUUAAUUUUUAUUCAUAGCGUACUAAGUACAAGGGAUGGAUCAGCCGUCAAUCCCGACGACUACCUGCCUGCAACUCAAAAUCUUGUAAUUGUUCCGGGAGAGAACAGUAAAUCUAUGAUAAUAACUAUUGUAAACGACCAACUGACAGAAGGAAGUGAAAAUAUUAUCCUGGAAUUAACGACGACUAACAACGGUCAGAUAGACAUAGGAAGGAGCGCUGCUGUUGUGUUGAUACAAGAUGACGAUGGUAACGUUUGAUUUGCUCCUUCUAUUCCCUGCAUCUUUUAGUAGUAUAUGUGUUUAUUUGUAAUAGAAAUAAUGGAGGUCGUCUAUAUGUUUGAAAUAAUAGUAAUGGGGGUGCAUGGUGGGAACGAUAUUGGUAGAAUCGUGGUUGGUCUAUUGGCAGAAUUAAUAGUUGGUAGUAGUUGAAAUGAUCAUAGUUGUGCAGUGGUAGUUUUUGCAGCUUUGUGUAGUACUGAUGAUUGUGGUGGUGGAACAGCAAGUGCUGAUUGCUGAAGUUAUUGUGGUGGCAGCUAGUGAUGUUACAGUUUUUUUGUGGUGGCAGUGUAUGAUGAUGGUACUAUAGUUUAUAAUUGUAAUAGCAGUCUGUGGUAAUUGUGGAGGCAGUGGAACUUGUUGAUGAUCGUGGCAGUAGUAACAUUGGUGGUAGAAUUGCUAGUGGUGAUGGUGCUAGUGGAUGCACUGCAGUAGUAUAGAUUGUUAUUGUGGUAGAAAGUAAGUAUUGUAGUAAUGAAGUAUUCCAGAUAUCGACUAUUUUUUAUCUAGACAGGAAAGACGAAACACAUUAUUAUAUAAAGUUUGUUACUUUGGUAGUUUGUUAUUAUUAUUAUAGUUCAAAAGAGCAUCGUAAAAUUGCAGAAUUUGGUUGCGAAAUGUUGUAAAAUACGGAAAAUAUAGCCCUGUGAAAUUAGCAAAUUUUGAGUAUUUUAGUAUUACGCGCAAAAAAAUGCACUACUUUCGGCUCAAAAGUGGUGCAUUUUUCCCCGCGUAAUACUAAAACACUCAAAACUUGCAAAUUUUACAGGACUAUAUUUUCUGUAUUUUACAACAUCUUGCAACCAAAGUUGGCAAUUUACCAACUUAAGGAUGUUCUUUUAAGCUAUAAUGAUGGAUUUCGUCCGUCUUGUCUGGAUCAAAAUUUAGUCUACAGUGUAGCUGGACUCAUCCAUUGUUAUGGACGUGGUGUUAGUGGUUGUAGCGACACUGGUAUUUGUAGUACAUUAGUUGUAGUUGUGGUAGAAUUCGUGGUGGUGAUAGCGGUGGUAGAAGUGGUAGCGGUAGUGAUGUUCGGUAUAGUGGCAAUUGCUGGUGCUAGUGGAUACUGGAUAGUUGUAUAGUGGAAUUAUUGAUAAUGGCGCCAAUGAUUAUAGUAGUGGCACUGGUGGUACAGGAAGUGGGAGUUAAAAUGUAGGUGGUGCAUGGUAGUUAUAAUCUGUAUGGUACAGUAUGAUGAUGGUAAUUGUUGUACUUGCGGUGGUAGAAUUAGUAUAGUGACAGUUACGGCGGUUGUGGUGUGGCGGUUGUGGUAGUGUUUAUAGUUGUAACCGAUGUAGUAGUAAAGUUAUGGCACUGUGGUAUUACCAGUGUUAGAGCCGGUAGCCUUUAACGUGGCGUAGUAAUAGUAGUAGGUGUAAUGGUAGUGACAGUAGUAGUGGCCAUGUUGAAGAUUGUCGUAGUGGCAGUAGUUGAAGUAGUGUAUGAUAGUAACAACGAAGACUGUAGUACAAUUUUAUGGUCACGGAUAUAACUGGUAAUGGUAAUAGUGUUAAUAAAGGUACUAGCAGUUUGUUGGUUGUGGCUGUACUAAUGUUAGGGGUAGAAUUAGUAAUGAUGUUAGGGGUAGAAUUAGUAAAGUUUAUAAUUUAGUUGCAAUCGUGGUAAUAGCUUUUUUUUAUUUUUCUUAACAGUCGCAACUGUUCAAUUCUUAUCCAAUCAAUAUUUCGUUAAUGAAACUGACAACAGUGUACUUGUCGCCGUCAUUUUGACUGGAUCCGUUGCUCAAUCCACAUUGGUCAGGUAUGAUAUUUAACAUUGAGUGGAUGAAGUUGGGCAUAAUAUGAACAAUUAUCAGGGCCAAACACAGACGCCUUUCUGCGCAAAGCGCCAAUAUGGCCGUGUACUGAUUAAUUGCUCUGCACGGACAUUAUACGGCCGAUCAUUUUGCCACAUUAAUUUCAAUAAUUUCUCCCUCGACUUCCUUUUCAACUUCGUAAUAUUGUCAAUGUAAAUUGACCAAAUCAAUUGAUAUGUUGUAUAAUUCAAAUUACGCAAGUGGAAUAGUUUCAAUGCAAUGUACUGUUCAACUUUUCGUUUUUGAGUUCUACAAUGUGUCCGGUCAUGUCCGACCAAACGCACAUGGUGGUCUAGCAUAUUCUCAGACAAAGUUUUCAGAAUUAUAUUGAACUCUGGACUCGAACUCACGCAAUACUAUUUCUACAUUGUAUCGAUAGCAUCAUGUCAUAGCCUGCUAUAAUUAUCUAUAUCACAUGAAUAUCACAUCAUUCACGUCACAACUCCUAAGCUGGUAUGAAGACUUUGCAGUUGGCUAUUAGCCAAUCAAAAAUCAUGAAUCAUUUUAAACAAGUAACAUUUUUUUUAAUUAGUAAGCCACUGAAAAUAGUGGUCGUAAUUAAUCAAGGAAAUUUAAUAUUACGUUGAAAUUGUGCAGACGAAAGUUUCGAGCGAAAAUUAUAAACAUUUUAGACCUAAACCAGAGCAGUUACGAAAAAUGCAAGUAGCACCGGUGCAGCGUUCUGACCACAAAUCGGUGGCUACAAAAUGAGCUAACACACGUUCAUGUGUGUAUACUAGGGUGAUACGAAUAAGGGUAAAUAUUCUAGAUUUUGGGCAUCUCGCUUUAUAGAACAGAAUGUUGGAGGUUUUGCAGAUGGAAAUUCCGAUCGAAAACUAUAUAUAUAUUAUUUUAUAUAAAGCCAUACAUUUUUAUGUAUCGAGACACAUGCAUUAAAACCAGUGCAACAUUGUUGGAUGCACCAUGCUGGAUUGGUUUGAACACUAUGUUUGGUAAUGUUAUAUGAUGUUAGAGAUGUUGGAUCAGUUUUGUCUUUUAUCUUCGAAAUUUCAUCCAACACUCCCGUAGACCAACGACGUUGGACGAUGUUGGAAUACAUGCUUCGAGGGGGCCUUAACGACAUACAGAUAUUAGCGUAGCAGCAAGUUGUUCUCCGUAAGAGGUAAUCACCAAACUUCAAUUUUUUCUUGUUUUAGAGUGGAUACUGCACAAGAUAGUGCACUUGCUGCAUUAGAUUAUGUUCAAAUUGUUGAUAGUCGGUUGACGUUCACCUCUGGUGGGGCUGUUAUACAAUAUAUUAAUAUCACUAUACGAGACGAUUCUUUCAUAGAAGGGUCUGAAAAUUUUACAGCUACCUUAACUUUGUUGUCACCUUUGGCUACUCUUGGCCCUGUUUCAACGACGAGAAUAACGAUCCUUGAUAACGACGGUAUGUUAUUUGAGUCACAGCUUUUCUGCAGAAUUCUUCGCAAUAUUUAUUCAUUACUGGAUUUUUAAUUAAUUUGGAAUAUUAUCUAGUUGCUGGAAUCGGAUUUGCUCUGAGAGAAAUUACUGUGCCAGAAAAUGGAGGACCAGUACAAAUUGCUGUUGAUUCAACUGCAAAUCUUAACACUCCAGUAACUGUCAGGUAUGCGAAUAACAAUUAGUAGGGCUAAAUAAUUGUUAAUAUUAAGGCAAUCAGUAAGAAAUUAUUGCCGAAAAUUUCGAUCUCAAAUGUUGCCCUGCUGAUCUGGAAAAGGUGGAAUCCUGGAUCCUGAGGAGCAUUUUCAAUUUUUCACACAUACAGGGAAGGAUUUUGUUAAGGGAUCAUUAUGUCAUACUUCUUUAUCUGUCAUUUGAGACAUAUAACAUAAAUACACCCAAGUAUAUACUUUGUUGUUGCAUAAUAUAGGGUCAAAUGUUCCAUUGAUUUUAUGCACGUUUGAGGAAAUUCGAGAAAAGAAUAUUCAGGAUCCGAUGAACAUUAAACACUUUUUCCAGGUCUUUUUCCCUGUUUGAAAUGUUCUCUGUGUGUUGAAAUUUACUCUCUAUGCAACGUUUACGCAAUUCUGUUUCCUGAUUUGACCAUUAUUGGAAAAUCUGGUUCGGAAUUUGUGUGAUAAAUCCCAUCUUAAAUUAAGAUCAUGAAAAUAUUCUUCACAAAAUUAUCUGAAGAUGAAGAAUAUUAUCCAAUUGUCAACAAACUAACCAGCAUUGCCAUAAUAAAUAAUUUUCCCCGUUAUCUUCGAAAUGUUUUUUGCCCUAAGAUAAGCCUAUUUAUAGAAUGCUACGUAUUACCGCAUGCAACAAAAAAAUUGUAUCAAUCAUGCUAUAAUAUUCUAUUGUAGUAUCACAGUUACGGGAAUCACCGCUUCACCAAGUGAUUACACAGUUGCUAAUGAUAUCACAUUGACGUUUACGGCAACUGGUCCCAGUCGUCAGUUCUUCAGUUUCACACCAAUUAAUGAUACCCGAAUUGAAAGUGAUGAACUUGUAACGGCAACCUUGUCCACCACAAAUCCUCAAGCUGUAAUCCUUACAAGCCAAAUUCAAAUCACUAUUGAAGACGACGACAGUACGUUAUACUCUUUUCUUAUUUCUUUUAUUGGUGGUUUUUACCUUACCUCAUCGCCGCCAGGAUUCUCUUUGUUUCAAAUUCAUCUCUUGAAAAUCUUUCAAACUCUUGACAUUGAUUUCAAACUACUUAAUUAUAUAUUCAUAAGUGUCAGUGUGUCGAUUUUGUGACUUCCACUGCUUACUUGUGCAAGUUAUAUUCGAUUAUUAGUUUAAAUUUAAUUACGUACUUCUUUAUAUUCCGAGCAUUAGGGUGGAACUCGUGAAUUGGGCACAACUAAUAAUUGGACACAAAGGAGAAUUCUACAUUUUGUUACAAUGUGGUUAAAGUAGAAACAGGCUCAAUAUAUAUUCUGUAGAUAAAUCGCACAUUAUAAAAAGGGACAGACACGUCUGAGACGGAUCUACUUCUGAAAAGAAAUUAUUCAUUAUUGCUCUUUCUCAAACUCCUUAAGAAAAGCAAUAAAAGAAACCAGCACCAUAUCGUUGUCUUGAUAUCAUGGGAAUAAAAGUUCUCCUUGAAUUUCACUGUAAAUACACGAUUACUUAGUCUGUCUGAGACCUAAUAUAAUAAACACAUGAAAGCUGUUCAUUUUUAGCGUACAAAAAAUCUCAAAGUAUGUGACCUACUUUUCAACCCACUUUUCGGUAUUUUAUAUACACCUGUAAUUAACUCUUUCUGGUUUAUUAUAUAUUACUCACGUUCCUGAAUAACCUCAAUCCUAAUCAUGUAUGCAUAAUAAUAAGCAUUGUAUAUGUUUUUAAUUGCAGAAGCGGUAGUGCGUCUUGAUCGAAGUACUAUUUCCACUGAUGAAGGAGAUGGUUUGGUCAAUAUUGGCGUUUCAUUAACUGGAACUUUGGAUAUUUCCGUAACAGUCAAGUAAGUUAUAGCUGACUCAACUUGAGGGUUGUCCAGAAGACGAAUAUUACUGCUUGAACUUGCUAUAUUGGUGGUUUUUAGACAUUUUCAUGUGAUCGUUUAUUAUGAGGUGUUGGUGGUACCGAGCUAAUUAAUGUGACUACGACCAUGGUUUAAUGGUUUGACUCUUAAGGCUAGCUGGUUUACACUAUCAAAGUUUCGGUGAUGACAUUGGUAUAAAUUCUAACUUUUGAAGGAUUUGUAAGAAAUGUUUGAUGGAACUGAUUCAGUGUUAAACAAUCAGUCAUUUCCCUCAAAAUUUUCUUGCAAAUCAUUCAAAACUUAGAAUUUACCCAUCAAAAGAUUUCUAAUCACAGAAACUUAUAUAGUGUAAGCAAGACUUUACAGAGUGCAGUUGUCUGUAGCUUACUUUUCAUCUAUGAAAAACUGUUUCUUUAAUCUUCUUUUCCGUCAUACUCUAAAUUUCAUUUGUAUUCUUUUUCCACAUUAUUUUCUUCCUAACUUGUAGCCUGGCAGCUAAUGGAUUGACAGCCACAGAAAACAAUGAUUUUAUUUUCAACGACCAAGCAGUCGUGUUCCAACCUGGGAAUACUCAAGUCACACGUCAAGUUGUUAUCAAUAACGACAAUGCCGUAGAAGCUUUGGAAUUCUUCAAUGUAGUACUUACCUCAACAGAUGGGAACGUUGAAAUUGGAGAUCCAGACAGAACUAUUGUAACCAUAAAUGAUAAUGACGGUACAUCUAUUCAAUUUUUCAUAGUUGUGAUUCUUCUCUUCUCUAUCUGCCCUCUCUUAUAUAUCUUUUCUGGCAUGAUUUUUAGUAUGUGUAUUUUUGGAUUAUUAUAAAGGAAUGCAAUGUAUUUUCGUUUCGACAAACCUCAUUUUAUCUUUGUGCCGUAUAAGAUAAUAUUGGAUGAAUUACAUGUUUCCUUCCUCUUUCCAAAAAUUCAUCUAGUCAAAAAGUUGAUUAAAUAUUUUACAACAAUGAUAUAUUACAUUUCUUUCUACAAUAAACCAAAAUGUCAUCUUAAUAUUACUGGGAUCAUAAAUGUAUUGAAAAUUCGUUGAAAUUUAUUUGAUUUUUUUUUCAGACGCUUCAUUGUUUUUCCAAAGUGCUACUUACACCGGAUUAGAAGAUAACGAAGAGGUUACCUUAACCGUUGUCCUGGCAACCACCGUUCCACUUCAACGACAAAUUAUCGCAAGGUAAUAAAGUACUCGCAUAUUUUAGACAUUACUGGCAAAGUUUCAAACUUUAUCGGAUGCCAGUCAGUGUAUGGUGAAAGGGAAGGCAUUUAAGAAUUUGGCAUCACGGCCACACCAGAAUGUUGGAGGAUUUUUGGAAAUGUCAAGCGAAAACUAUAAAUUAUACAUAUUUUAGACCUUACCGGAAACAUUGCAACCACACGAGCGUCCAUUACAGACGGGAGUUUCUCACACAUAGACGGAUUUUCUGGUGGUGCAGGGGGGUGCUACCCCCAAUAUUAGCUAUAACCCCCCCAAACAAAAUGUCCACCCCUCCAAAAAAAUUUUCAACCCACCCCCCCAAUAUUCGGCAUAAUAAAUAAAUAAAUAGUCCACUCCAACGUGCAGAGUGUUGAUGAUACAAAAUAAACGUAGGAGUACACUCGAACAGAAAAAGACAGUGCAACACUCUGAAACUAAUCGCUCCUCGCUUGCAUUCACUGGUUUAUUGGAGCAAUUGUAGCGUUUUGAAACUCUAUUAUCUUCCCUGAAUAGAGUUUGCAGUGCCUUGUCAUGCGAAUAGCUUGCACGCUAGGAACAUUUGGAAUUUUUACGAACACUAUUUUUAGUUUUUAAUUCUUUUAGGAAAUAGACUUGCCUAGAUUUAAUCUUUACGCCCCAAAUAUUAUUUACAUCGGAGUUGCAUCAUAAAUUGUACUCGGAUUCAAACAACACAAUGUCAAUGACUUUAUAAAAGUACUGUAAAAGCAUAUUGUGUAUUGGCCUAUUGGGUUUACACUUUUACAGGUUCAUUUCACUUUAAGUCUUUAACUCUCUCAAGUCUCAACAAACAAUUGGACAUGUUAAAUCCAUUGAUAUGACAAAUUGACCACUUCAAAAAACUUUUUUCGAAUCUAGAAAUCAUGAUUUUUUUCAAAUUUUUGCUGGUAUACUUUGUUUUCCGCUCUCUAGACUCCCCCUCGCGGCUAUAGUGCUCCACCCCUAGAAUAUAGACCUUACUGGGGGUUUGGUGACACUUUGUCUUGCUUCAGUCACCUGCUCACGGCUCACCCCCUAAAAUUUCUGUCACCACCCCAGUAAUAAAUAUGAAAAUCCAUCUAUGUUCUCAUAAACGGCAGUUUUAAACAACAAUUUCCAACAUUGUGCAGAAUCAAUAGAAGCCAAAACUCUUGAACAAAACUCUUGAACAAAACUCUCAAAUUGUGGUUGAACCGGGGCGAUUAUUAAAGAGUGGGCGUUUAUUAGGUUAUUUGCGGUAAGGUAAGCCAGCUAAUGAAUAAUCAAAUAUUUGUUUUUAGAUUUACUUUAGCAAGCGGAACUGCAGUGUCACCUGAAGAUUUUCCAUCCACCACCACCGCGACUGUGACCUUCAACGCUGGAGUUGGUAACUUAGCAACUCGAGAUGUUGUCAUUGCAAUUGAAGAUGAUAAUAUUGUUGAACCAGCACAGACUUUCCAAGUGACCAUAGUUCCAGAAUCAGGAGCUAAUGUCAUUAAUCCAGGAACAGCUACAGUAACUAUCCUAGACAAUGAUGGUAAGUUGUAGUCGUUGUGUACGUCAUCAAUAGCAACGAGCUAGGCUGCAUGACAGACGGUCUACCCGCAAAACACCCGAAUGCCCGCCUGUCGGGUGUUCCAUCGUCAGACCGUCUAUCGUGCAGGCUAGUAACAAGCAAAUUAAUAGAUGUGUUUCAAUAAGCGUUACGGGAUAACCAGUGGUGGGAAAUGUAAAAUUGCUGAGAAUAUUUCAUGGUUCCAUAAAUUAAAUUAUAUCUCUUAAUUUUAUCUACUGCAUGCGUACAUACAACAUCGUUUUCUCACUGUACAGUGUAAUAUAGGGUGUCCACGGGCCUUGAAAACUCUGGAAAGUCCUUGAAUUUGAAAAAAAGGAAUUCAGUCCUGGAAUUUCUUUCCAGCUGUGCUGAUAAUACAUGAAUUAAAGUAUGAAUCUUGUACAAAUAGAAAUGUUUCCUUGAUUUUACCGAAAAACGUCCUGGAAAAAUCAGUGAAAUGAAUAUAACUGGAACGCUAUAUCCAACCGGAAAUUUGAAGCCAAACUUGAAGGCCAGUCCCAGUCUUUUCACACGUGCAAAGAGUGGUCAGUCAGUCAAUCAUGAUAUAGACACGCAUGUCUGGGGGUCAUGAUCAAGAUUUGGCUUCAAGAAAUCUAUUUAUCUGAAGGUAUCGUUCCAGUUCUAUUCAUUUCAAUGGGAAAAAUCCUUCAAUUUGAUUUUCAAUAAAAAGUGGAAACACUGAUAACAACUGUGGAUCACCAUCUGCUUCAUCUGCUGUACGAUUGUGUAGGGUGUGGCUUCUGCCGAAUAAAUUUAGGUAUUGAAAAUGUCGUGUGUUUUUUUUAGUUGUCUCAAUUCGCUUUCUUCAAGAUGUCUAUCGCUUUCCUGAAGAUGCAACUAAUACAAACGUUAAUGUGGUUGUCCUGUCCAGUAGUCCACUGCAGAAAUCAGUCACUAUCGGGUAAGAAUUUUAUUUCAUUUGACUGGUAGAGGAGGUGAGGGGUGCACCCCCCCCCCCUGAAAAACUUUGAGUGAUAGUUGAACAACUGUGUAAAAAACUGUAACAAUGAUUUCUCAACCAGGAAAACAUUGGUAGGCUAUAAAUGAAGAUCUGUAUUGCAUGAAAUUUAAGGCAAAACGUGAGAAGAGCUGUGAUUUCCAUCAACAAAAGGUGGUCAUAUGGAAGCAACCUAAAUUCGCCCCCAACAUUUCACCUAUCGUUACUGUCUAAUAAUUCUUCCAUACAGCUGAAUGCUGAAUUCCAAAGGAUACAUGUCAAAUGUGACAAAGGCGAAGGUUUAUUAGGGCGCCUCUACACACUAAUAUCACAUAUUGUCUGCAAUUAAGAUGUUCCAAUGGCGUAAUUUUGGGAUUUCAGUUGACGGGCAGAAUAACACAAAACGGCUAUUUUAAUGUAUUGAUCGAGUUUAGAGACAGUUUAAAACUCAAAAGAUGAACUACCGUUCAGUUUUUCUUGCUACAAUCAUUCUGAUAGAAGAGAAAUUGUCCACAAAUUGUUUGAUUGCCCAUCAUUUGGAUAAAAAGUCCAAGUUAUUAAAUGGCUGAACGAUAACAAGUUGUUGGAACCACUUGCAACACGUCUGACAAAUCAACCACCUUGUAACCAGUUGUCGUUUUUACGUCACAGGGUACGAAAGACUUACAGUAGCAGUUGUAACUCAUUAGUAAAGCCACGUGGAGAAGCCACGAUUGCAUCUUUAGAUCACCCCUGAUCAAGACACUAGACUGGAGUGUCGAAACGUUGUGUCUUGAUUACAAUUCGACUGGGCUUUGUAAUCAUAUAUUUAAACCAGAGUAACGGGCGAAACAUGACUUUAGAACUGUUUACUUCUGAAAAAGGUCUCUGUAGCUUUGUGCGCGAGUUUACUCAUUUGCAUCCGUCAGAAACACAACAUCGCCGACAAAAUUGCUAGUGUGAACCAGGCUUAAGGUAAUUCCGCAGUUUUGCAUUGCGCACUUUUACUGCGCACAUCUUAUAACUUAUAAUUUCAUUCAUUAUACGUACCGUUUCAAAAAAGAUCAUUUUAUGACAAUUUUAUGUUACUUCAAAACAUCUUUGUUUACAUUCGUGCAAAGAAUUACGUUAAAAUCAAUGUUUUCAAAAAGGGCAUGCAAAAGUGUAGCUAGGGUUCCUGUGUCUGUAGUAUAUUUAUUUACUUGUAUUUCACGUUUUAAUGCCACAAUUCUCUAAAAAGAUCGGUGACCCCCGUUUUUUAACUGAUAAUUUAUUUUGAAAAAAAAUCCUUUAUCAAUGCAUGUUCUCAAAGAAAGAUAUGUAAAGAAAUGUGGAAAAGACAUUUGUGUAUCAGAAUUGUACACGUUAGUAGUUUCAUUUUGCUCAAAACACAAUAUUUUUUCAAAAAUGAUUACAAGAUAGGUUUAAUUACUAAUGCAAAAUCCGCGCUAAAAACGUCAAUAAAUAUCGGGCUGUUGUGAUUUUGCUGUUACUCGUAAUGAGCGUCAAGAUGGCGCCAUAUUGGGGUAAAGGUGGUAUAUUGUGACUGUCAUAUCUUCUUAACGAGUUCGGUGACCCCAACUUUUUGUGUGAUUUUACUUUAAGUAUAUCAUAAACUCCAUGCCUGGGAAGUUUCAGCACAUUCUCAUUUCGGGAACAAUUACUGCGGAAUUACCUUAAAGGGCAUUGACGGAAAACACUUUUGUGCCAUAGCCAUCAUAGGUAUGCCUUGUGGCAAUUACUGUUCGAUUUCCUUGGUAUCGCUUGUUGCUAUCGAGACUAGUUGGCCCACAAACGGCACAUACCUCCAAACACCUGUACUCUUCUGUUAAUUGAGUAUUAGGUAAAUUCGCACAUUGAAUUAAUUAAAAAAUUAUGUAUUUGUAUUGCAGGCUCGCUUCAGAAAACAAUUCAGCCAUAGCUAACUUGGAUUAUACACCAUUGUUUGCGAAUAAUGUCAUAUCUAUCUCUCCUUCUGAUGGAGUACAAAAAUCCAUCCCUGUCAACAUUAUAAAUGAUGGGCUAUUUGAAAGCGAAGAAAACUUUAGACUUCGGUUAUCUAGUUCUGAUGCCUCAGUAACAGUAACUACGCCUAAUCUGGCGAAUGUUUUUAUUAUUGACGAAGAUGGUAAGAUAUAUGC